UACGACAAGAUUCUUCAUACUUUGGAAAUCAACUCGGAUGACGACACGCCAGAGUUUUGGACGUCCGUCAACCAUGGCUCCGACUCCUAUAGUGUGGAUGACAGAGUCAUGACCCGCUUACCUUCAUCUAACACUGAGCAUGGAUUUGACAAUACCGCACAAUCGAAACAAGACCAUGUCGAUCAUUUGGCGGCACACCAGAACAUGAUUUACAAAUCCAUUUUAGUUCUGUUGAAUGCAACUGGAAAUGCUUUUGAGUUUUCCCUAAAGGGUUUUGCACAUUCGCGGUAUUAUUGGCCUCCCAUUACCUUCCCAUCUGAUGAACCACAUUUGUUCUAUGAUUGGUCUAUCAUUGAGGCAAUGGGAUACAUCACCUCCGAUGAUGCAAAUGGAAAAUUGCUUCAUCCGCCCCCACGCAUGUUUCCAAGUUUCUCUACCUCUGGGAAAUCCUUGUGCGAUCGUGAUUUUGUUUGGGAGUCCGACAAGCUGCCUCCCGGAUCAAUCUUGAUUCCACUACAAGAAGCAGUGACCAUUUACCACUCUCUUCAUGGUUCAGGUACUCCAUUGAUAUUGGAACCUAACCGUCUAUACUGGAUUCCAAGUCAUGUGGUGUUGGGGGGGUCGAACGACCUAAUUCCGGAUGAAUAUUAUGAUUCCCAGAAUCCUCUGCCACUGAAGCCUGUGUUGCGGCUAUCGUUCUUCUCCACUUUGCAUCCCGUGGAUAGAAGUUUGACGACAGUUCCCAAUUUUGAUUUUAACAUCAAAGAGUAUUUUCCUUCCGAACACGCACAAUAUGUGCCUCACGAUAUACAGGGUGGGAUGUUCAAGUCGGCAACAAAACACAUUGGAAAACUGUUGAAGAGUGGUGACAGCAACAAUAUCACACGUGCCGGGGAUUUGAAAAAGUAUUGCGAGGAUGUGAUCAAGUUGUUGAGUCAGGACAAAGCUUCCAGUCAGGAAAAGGCGGAGGUCCAAGCGCCCAUUCAGGAGGAGGUUCAAGCACCCAACCAGGACAGGGUCCAAGCGCCCAAUCAGGAGGAGGUCCAAGUGCCCAGUCAGGAGGAGGUUCAAGCGGAGGUCCAAGCGCCCAUUCAGGAGGAGGUUCAAAUUAACUUGUUUGAGUAUUUCCCCAAACAGUGGGGAUGCACUAGCAAACAAAGCACCAGGAUGUUUCAGGGUAGCUUUGAUUCUUUCCUGUCUUUCUUGUCUGGCCAAGUCUGCGGCGGCAGGCACGUCGCCUUCGAUAGAUGUAUCACCACCGUCACCGUCACCGUAAUCACCAUAAUCAAAACUAGAAACAUCGAAAGAGUCAAUGUCUUCAUUGGCCCGAACUUCUGA
Messenger RNA from Seminavis robusta, 1338 nucleotides. Lineage: Eukaryota; Bacillariophyta; Bacillariophyceae; Naviculales; Naviculaceae. The record is from the annotation of a GenBank genome assembly.